Melitaea cinxia (Glanville fritillary) is the source of this 1006-nucleotide messenger RNA. RefSeq names its product transcription factor Adf-1-like. Bases 148 to 423 code for a protein of 91 amino acids. Gene Ontology annotation, cellular component: nucleus; transcription regulator complex. NCBI's taxonomy places the organism in Eukaryota, Metazoa, Arthropoda, Insecta, Lepidoptera, Nymphalidae. The record is from RefSeq and is a predicted model, not a curated record. The transcript has 2 exons. Gene Ontology annotation, biological process: regulation of transcription by RNA polymerase II.
GAAAAACGUCGAGAAUGUUCUCUUGUUCCGUCGCAGUAUGCAUCAGCGGUAAGGGGCAAGGGCGGUGAAGUGGGGAGGUGUACUGCCGCACAGCGCGGCGUCAUUCUCGGUUCAACGCUGAGGUGCGGUGUGCGUCUCUGAGUCAAUAUGGAAUUUUUCGAAGACAAUUUAAUAGAAUUAGUUCGCAACUAUCCUUCUUUAUAUAAAAAUAAAGACAAAAAACAUAAAAGUUUGAUUGUCAAAGAUAAUGGUUGGAGGGAGAUAGCUGAGAAGUUGAAUAAAACACCUGAAGAAUGUAAGAAUAAGUGGCGUAAUUUACGCGACAAUUAUAGAAAAAAUCAGAAUAAGAAGAAAACCGGAAGUGUUUCUUUCGUUUCAAAGUAUGACGACGAAAGACUUAAAUUUAUAAAUGACAGCUUUUAAGAAAGGGAGUCUAUUUCAAAUCUAAAUCCCGGAAAUGUUCUUGAGGUUGAUGAAGAUAACAAUUUGCCAGUAGAGAUAUGUUCAGGACCAACUUCUUCAAUGCCGAGUUCAACGCCGUAUUCACCAUGUGAAUCUAUUUCAAACCAACAAUCGCAAGAAGGACAUUCAAUAACACAAAACAAAACUCAAGGUACAUCACAAGUGAAAAAGAAAAAAAGAGACAGCCUUGUCGAAGAGUUUAGAAAGAAUAGAGAAGAAAGAACAAACAUGUUGAGACAAAUUACAGAAAAAGGCAAUACUCCAGUACACAUAUUCUUUAGGAGUAUGGCCGACGUAGUUUGUCAAUUUCCUCCGGACAAAAUAGCUCAAAUCAGAGCACAAGUUUGUAAAAUCGUUACUGAAAUAGAAUUAUUGGUCUUGGCGCAACGAGAAACACCAUCCCCACAGCAAUCAUUCAACACACCACAGCAUCCAAUCCACGCAUACAACUCACAACGAGAGACACCAUCCCCACAACAAUCAUUCAACAUACUUUGAUGUUAUACCGAGUUACUGUAUUCGAUUAAUAAAAAUAAUAUGAUUA